Fraxinus pennsylvanica is the source of this 342-nucleotide messenger RNA. Lineage: Eukaryota; Viridiplantae; Streptophyta; Magnoliopsida; Lamiales; Oleaceae. The record is from the annotation of a GenBank genome assembly.
AUGCCAAGCUGGGGCACUGAUGGGAAAUUAAUUACCUUAUCUUCAAGUAGGCAUAAUCUGGAUAACAUGGAGUUAUUUAGGAUAUACACAAUCAAACCUAAUGGCACGAAUUUGAGGAUGAUACAUGCUGUAGGAUUUGAAGAAGAAAUGGAGAGGCUGAAAAAUCAUCCUUAUGGGGACUUGCAUUUGGAGAAGUUGGAUGGAAGUGUAUUAAGGAGGCUGAAGUGGAAUGGCUAUGAGAAUGGGAUGCCUAUCGACAUCCAUCGAAAGAAAGUCGAUUAUGAAGGAAAUGCUGAUGAAAUCGAGUUGGACGCUUGUCUUUGGGAGUUGAUGUUUGAAUAG